GGCCCUCGCUCAAGAAACAUUCAAUGUGCGAAGAUACAAUUUUUGUUCACUAGAAUCUCAUAUCACAUAAGUCUCUCCUAAGCAAUUGUUUGCUUCUUAUACAUGAUCUCAAAAUUCCAAUUGAGACUUCUCUAUUUCUCUACUUCCCUCAUUCAUCCAUUCAUUUGUAAAGACAUUGAUUGAUUGUUCAUGUUGUUAUUUUCUUUAUAAAAUCCGAAGACUCAGAAAAAAUGGAGUCACCAAAAUCCCCUCUGAAAAUUGAUAAUCCAAAGACUGUGACUAGAAGUCCUGAACUCGCAGAACCUAUAGCAGAACCUCGAGAAUGGAAUACAAAGAACUUGACUUAUAGAUUGGGUGUGGAUUUCGUAUCUGGUGCUGCCGCUGCAACUAUGGUUGCGCCAAUUAUCACCAUCAUUGAUAAGUAAGUGUCAAUUCUCUGACUCUUGCGCCAAAUACUAAUAUCUUUUCAGAGGUAUCAUGCAAAAUGCUUCAGGUCAAGCUACACUCAAAGACUCAUUGCGAUCAUCCCUCAAGAAUUUAGUUCUCCGACCUCAUAAUCUACUCUUCUCGAAACCUUUCGCUUUGAUAUGUAUGUUAUAUGGAGGCACAUACUUGACAGCGAAUACCCUCGAUACUGUUACAUCUACUAUACACAAUAAACCCGCAUUCACAGUUACAUCUGGAACCUCGAAAUUUGUUGCAAGUUCGACUGCGAAUAUUGGUUUGUGCCUUUUCAAAGAUCAAACAUUCGCCCGUUUGUUUGGUCCUUCUGGUCCACCAAGACCUGUACCUUUUCCCUCAUAUAUCCUUUUCACCGCUCGCGAUUGUCUCACGAUUUUUGCUUCAUUCAAUAUACCACCAAUGCUUGGUCCAGUUAUCAACAAAAGUCUAUCCGAAGAAUUACAAAAAUCGAUAAGUGGACAAACGAUUUCACAAUUUUUGGCACCGGCUUCCGUACAGCUUAUAAGUACACCUAUGCAUUUAUUAGGCUUGGAUUUAUAUAAUAGAGGGCGAGGUGUUAGUUGGGCGGACAGAUGGAGCAUCGUGAAGAAGAAUUGGGGAGUAAGUGCUGCGGCUAGGAUAUGUAGGAUUGUACCUGCAUUUGGUGUGGGAGGAGUCGUCAAUAAAAAGGUUAGGGAAGGAUUGAUGAAUCGUUUGGAGUAGGUGGUACGAAUUCGCAAUCAUAGAUCGCAUUGAGUUUGUUCGCAUGGUAUGAGAAGCGCAAGUGAUUUAUUCGGAUAUUGAAAAUGGUCGCAUAUUGGAGACACAUUAUGGAUGGAUAUACAAGCUAUCAAGAAAUCAUGGACUAGACGAUGCAUUUGCAGGGCGUUAAGGCAUAUAGAUUGGAAAUACGUAUCAUACGUAUAUGGCAUGGCGGCUCAAUUAGAGCGAAUAUGUGGCAUGGAUUUUAAGUCUGAGGAGAAAAAGUCAGCUUUAGCAUACAGUUAUAUACUAAUACAUGAAAAAUACGGAUAACGUCAUCUACAACCCAAUU
Sclerotinia trifoliorum is the source of this 1495-nucleotide messenger RNA. The record is from the annotation of a GenBank genome assembly. Lineage: Eukaryota; Fungi; Ascomycota; Leotiomycetes; Helotiales; Sclerotiniaceae.